CCCUGUUGUCUAUUCUUUUCAAAUAUUCACAAGGCGACUCAUGGCUGCCGCUUCAACUGGAAUGGGUAGCCGAUUAGCCUUUACGCUUUGCUGUGCGGCAGCUGCGUCGUUCGCAGUAUGUGCGUUUGCCAUUGGUAUUCAUCGCUACAAAAGAAGAAGAGCAAAGCUAGAGAUUAACGAUGGAUGCAGAGAGGAGAAGCCUCAGAAGAAGUUCAAACGCAUUCUCGCCGACAAUUCUUACUCGCCUUUUUUACACCUCCAUCAACAUGGAGAGGGAGAUACUGCAAAAAUUUCUCAUCCGUAUGAGGACAGAAUUCGCUAUUUGUUGGAUCAUCCUCCACAUCCUUUGCAAUUCAAUUCAAUGAGUGAUCUGUUAAGCAUGGAUGGACCUUAUACAUGGAUCCAAGAAAGAUCCGAGUUAGAAGUUCUUUCCCAGCUAUUAUCAUGUGAGCAUGUCUUUGCAGUAGAUACAGAACAACACAGUUUGCGAUCAUUUCUUGGUUUUACUGCUCUAAUUCAGAUAUCAACCCAGAAGGCAGACUAUCUCGUGGAUGCUAUUGCACUACAUGACGAUAUUCAUUUACUACAAUCAGUCUUUGCUAAUCCUCAGAUCUGUAAGGUCUUUCAUGGAGCAGACAGUGACAUCCUUUGGCUUCAACGGGACUUUCAUAUCUAUGUUGUAAAUUUGUUCGACACCACAAGAGCUUGUGAUGUUCUUGGGAAGCCACAGAGGUCACUGGCAUAUUUGCUGCAAACAUACUGUGGAAUACAUUCAAAUAAAAUAUUUCAGCGUGCAGAUUGGCGACUUCGUCCUUUACCAGAUCUAAUGGUUGAGUACGCACGUAUUGAUGCACAUUAUCUUCUGUACAUUGCAGAUUGCCUUUGCUCAGAGCUUAUUGGAAGUAAAAUAGCUGCAGGAGAAGAUCAACUGCAAACUACCUGCAGUGAUCCUGUAUGCUCAAGUUUGUUUGAGGAGGUUACUCGUCGUUCUAAUUUGAUGACUCUUCAACUGUAUGAGAAAGAUGGGGUGACUUCUGGGGGAGUAGCUGCCGCUUCAUCUAUAUUGUCCCGCUAUUACAGCAGUCAAGGAGCAAGUUCUUAUAAAUCUAGAAAGCCAAGUAAUGCUCUGGGUUUGUACAUAUGCCAGCUAAAUGAUGGUAAAUUUGAGCAGAUUGUGAGGAAGUUGUGCCUAUGGAGGGAUUCUGUGGCCAGGGCAGAAGAUGAGAGUUCACGUUUUGUACUUUCUGAUCAGGCCAUAGUUUUUCUUGCACGAGCAGUACCUACAUGCCCAAAAAAGAUUUACAGCACAAUUGCCACAGCUGAUUCUAUUUCACAGACUCUAGAUAUUUCUUCUUUCAUGGCACCUAUACCUUCACCAUCACCUGUGGUAUAUGCCCACAUUAAUGAUAUAUGUUACCUCCUGAGAGAGGAAUCUGUGAAUACUAAUUACUGUUUACAAGAAGGAAAUAGUGCAGGAGUCCCUUCGGGUUUCAAUACAAGGAAUGUUCAAUUGAAUAAGAGAAAUCGCCAUGGAGCUUCACGACAAGGUAGCAAAGAAGCUUCACGGGCUCAGUUUGCACGGAAAUUUUCUUGCAAGUCACCUGUUUAUCACAACUGUAGGAUCUAUGCUAGCGAUGGCCGACUUCUCUGCUAUUGUGAUCGCAAAAAACUUGAUUGGUACAUACGAAGGGACCUGGCAGAGCUUGUAGAAGAUAACCCUCCAGCUAUUAAACUUCUUUUUGAGCCCAAAGGCCGUCCUGAAGAUGAGAACAACCAAUUCUAUAUUGAAAGCAAAAAGAAUCUCUGUGUUGGUUGUGGAGAAACCAAUCACUAUUUACGCUAUCGGAUUAUCCCUUCUUGCUAUAGAAUGCAUUUUCCAGAGCAUCUGAAAAGUCAUCGGUCACAUGAUAUUGUUUUGCUUUGUGUUGACUGCCAUGAAAUUGCCCAUUCUGCAGCUGAAAAGUAUAAGAAGCAGAUUUCUGUAGACUUUGAAAUUCCUUUGUUUGCCAAGAAGGUAGUAGACUCUGGGAAGAAUAAGAGAGGAAUUAAUGAGCCUGAAUUUGUUGGUGAUGGUGGUGGAAGAGGUGUUUCACCUUUGCAAUUAAGAACUGCAGCCAUGGCACUUCUGCAUCAUGGAUCAGCAAUGCCAAAGGAACGGCAUGAAGAGCUAGUAUUGGUUAUCAAAACUUAUUUUGGAGGUAGGGAUAUUACUGACAAAGAUCUAGAGGUUGCCUUACUUGUUGGCAUGGGUCCCAGAGAGAAAAGGCGAUUAAGAAAAGAGCGUGGGUUGGUUAUAAACGAUACUAAAAAUAGUUCUGAUUUACUGGAGGAUAAUAAUUGCAGAGGCAGGCAUGUUGAGGCCCUUAUGUCAGAAAGGAUUUCAGCCACAGAAGAGAUAGGUGCAGUUUCACCAGCUGUUAUGGAAUCUGAAGAUAUAUGUUUUGUUGAAGACAAUGAAGAGAGUGAAACUCUUCAAGAUUAUGUCUGUGAGACUAAUAAAGAUAAACAAGUUGAGGCUUCUUUGUUUUCAGGUUUAAAUGAGCAUGCGGAAGAGUCCAUUCAUUGCACUGAAAAAGAGUCAGACUCUGUUUCAAACGAAAAUGGUUGCCUUGAAGGAGACUUCAGUGAGCAACAAAAAGAUUUUAAUGGUUUUAUUUAUGCUGAAGACACAAGAAGUGAUGUUGUUUUAGAGCAUUCGUAUAACAGCUGUUCAAGUUCUCCAAAGAUGAUGCAUGCAGCUGGAUGUGAUUAUAUUGAUAAAGUGUUUGUGGAACCCAUGACAAAUAAUUCUACAACCUCCAAGCGAUCACAGAAGAUAUCUUUAUUAGGUCAUGGACCACAUGGAAAAAGAGUAGUUGAUAAAUUAUUGGAGAAGGAUGGUGAGGAAGGCAUUCGACAGUUUUGUCAGCGAUGGCGCACAGUUUUUGUUGAAGCAGUGAAACCUCGUUUCUUACCUUCUGGAUGGGAUAUCCAACAUAGUGGCCGCCGUGAAUUCGGUGAUUAUAGUGUUUAUAAUCCUUCCAAGAAAAAUGAGUUGGGUUAAGGAAAUCGACAAAGGUGGCAGAUAUGAUUAUGUUGUUGGUAAAGGAUAUAAAGACGGAACACUGAAGCUAGAUGUGAGAUGAUAGCGCAAACAUCGAUAAGAUGAAAGAUCAGCUGCCAGUGUCCUAGAUUUUCUAAGAUAUGAAAAUAAAUCUUUUUCGCAAUUAAAUUUUUCACCAAAUUAAAUAUUAAUAAUGCCAGAAUUUUGAAUGAGAAAGGUUAUGCCAGAAUUUUGAAUGAGAAAUAUUCCAUCAUUUUCCUCUAGAAAUUAUUAUCUGUGCAAAAAUCAUGGUGCAGGCUGUUUACAAUCUUACAAGAGUGGUUGUAUGUAUUAUGGACUUCAAUCGAACUUAAUGACUUCAUACGACUCUAGGCUUACUAUUAUGUGAUGAAAGAUUGCUUAAAAUUUACUUGAUGAAACUCCAAAUCAUCGAGAUUUCCUGUUGGCUUCUUGGCAUUGAAUUUUGGUUCUUUUAUACCUUUAUUGAACUCUCGUAUAGAUUGUCAAACUUUUUGGAAAUUAUGGACAACUUGCUCUCAUAUUCUUUAGGUCCCAUCCUCUGCAAGUACUUUCAAACAAACAAUCACAGAUGAUCAUUCUCCUUAGAUCAGAUUAGUAUUUAUAGAGCUUUCUUUAGAGAAGCUAUAUGUUGGGGUGUUAUUGUAGAAAAUAAAACAAUAUCAUUUUACUUUUACCGUGAUAGUCAGGGAUCAUCGUAUUCUGAA
Cryptomeria japonica (Japanese cedar) is the source of this 3768-nucleotide messenger RNA. RefSeq names its product protein RRP6-like 3. Gene Ontology annotation, cellular component: nuclear exosome (RNase complex); nucleolus. Gene Ontology annotation, biological process: histone mRNA catabolic process; poly(A)-dependent snoRNA 3'-end processing; nuclear polyadenylation-dependent snoRNA catabolic process. The transcript is spliced from 14 exons. The record is from RefSeq and is a predicted model, not a curated record. Gene Ontology annotation, molecular function: nucleotide binding; nucleic acid binding; 3'-5'-RNA exonuclease activity. NCBI's taxonomy places the organism in Eukaryota, Viridiplantae, Streptophyta, Pinopsida, Cupressales, Cupressaceae. The coding region runs from base 41 to 3043 and encodes 1000 amino acids.